Molecule: messenger RNA, 657 nt
Organism: Lachancea nothofagi CBS 11611
Lineage: Eukaryota; Fungi; Ascomycota; Saccharomycetes; Saccharomycetales; Saccharomycetaceae
Source: the annotation of a GenBank genome assembly
AUGCCUACCCCAAAAUCGAUUCUUCGGUCUCAAAUCAAAGCCUAUAUCCGUCAAAUACCACAGUCUACUCUUGACCACCAAUCAAAGCUUAUUCUUAAUGCUUUGAAAUCCGUCAUUGAUGGUCAAUCGUCAGUUGCGUGCUUUAUGGAUAUGGGUCGCGGCGAAGUACGAACCCUGCCUAUAAUAAAAUAUCUUUUCGAUGCCCAUAAGCAUGUAUAUCUGCCAAGAUGCACCAACACUCAGAUCAGCGGUCAUCAAGUGCUUAGGCCAGGCGUCAAUUCACAUCCACAUCUGACAUUCCAUGAGAUGCAAAGCCUCGCACAUGUUGAGGCUCUUGAACCGCAGGGGAAAUAUCAACUACGCGAACCGCCAGUGCAAGAACCUCACCCACAUCCUCCUAAUCUUGAUGUUGUUCUUGUUCCUGGAGUGGCUUUCAGUCUCACCGGGGGCGCAAGAAUGGGUCAUGGUGCUGGUUUUUACGACGACUACAUUCACCGCACUUCGCACAGACAUGGGAAGCGUCCUCUGCUAAUAGGACUCGCUUUACAAGAACAAAUUGUUCCUCAAGUUCCAACUGAGGCUCAUGAUCACCACAUGGAUUGUAUUAUAUGCGGCGAUGGAACUGUCCAUUGGUUCAGUAAUACAAAGAACGCAUAA